AGCAAGGUAUUUAGUUGGUGUAGUUAGUAGCCCAUCCUUCAAAGAUCUUCAACUUGCGCGAUGGCUGGCUUUCCGUUUGUGCACAUGUGUCUGAUGGCAUUUGUUGCUGCUCAGCCCCCAUUCCUUGUGAGCGAGGCAUGGAGUGACAGCACUGGUGCCAGUUUCAGUGAAGGGAAUGUCAUCACUUGCACUUGGGGAGUGCUUUGCCGACAUGGAUUCAGCCGCAGCGGUCCAGAUGAGAUUUGCGAAAGCAGCUUUGAAUGCACCCCUGCAGAAGUAGCUGUGGCGAGACCUCCCCUUGAACCUCUCCCUCCAGUCAUUCCCAAGCCUCCCAUGGGAGCUCCAGUGGGACCUCCACUUGAACCUGCUCAAGUUCCUCCAGUACCAACGAAGCCUGGUCCACUUUCUCCGACCAUGGGCAACACAAGCAACGCGUCAGGCCAUCCAGGCCAUCCAAGCCAUUCCGUUGCUUCGAACGCUAGUGAUGCUUCUGCACCUCAUGAAGUUCCUCCAGCGAAGCCAGAGGCAAAUGGCACCAUGCUUCACAUGCCUAGCAACACCUCUGGAUUGAACAAUGCCUCAGGAUUGAUCAAAAGUUCAGGAGCAAGCAAUGUUGCAGCCCGCCCUAGCUUGAGGGGAAGUGCUGGGAAAGGUGGAGUAGCAGAGAAACCGGAGGAGACACCGCAGGGACCUCGGCGCUUGAAUUCUAGGUCCCAUGGAGACAAGAUCACCUGUGAAUGUGGUGUUGUUUGUCAGUGGGGUUUCCACAUGGAAGGGGAAGAGAAGAUUUGCAAUGGACCACUCUACUGUGAAGAGUGCAUGCCAGAGGAGGAAUGGGGCGGAUCAGUUGGUGGUGUGUGAAAGAAACGAUAGCGGCAGUGAUUCCGGAGCCUAAAGCCCCGCUCCAAUUUGUAUAGACCUGUUGGUUUCACUUCCCAAUUCGGUUCUUUCUUACACUCUUUUGUGUACAGGCCCAGGGAAGCCUCGCGUGCCACGCAAGCUUCCAUUGAGGUAGAAGCGUUGCAAAGCAAGCUUGGGGCUUGCGACUUGCAG
Messenger RNA from Cladocopium goreaui, 1053 nucleotides. The record is from the annotation of a GenBank genome assembly. NCBI's taxonomy places the organism in Eukaryota, Dinophyceae, Suessiales, Symbiodiniaceae.